Molecule: messenger RNA, 6919 nt
Organism: Lethenteron reissneri (Far Eastern brook lamprey)
Lineage: Eukaryota; Metazoa; Chordata; Hyperoartia; Petromyzontiformes; Petromyzontidae
Product: frizzled-4-like
Biological process (GO): canonical Wnt signaling pathway; retina vasculature morphogenesis in camera-type eye; non-canonical Wnt signaling pathway
Cellular component (GO): plasma membrane
Molecular function (GO): Wnt-protein binding; Wnt receptor activity
Source: RefSeq, a predicted model, not a curated record
GGAGCGGUGGCGCAACGGUUAGCGCGCUACGCUGCGAACCCCCGGGCAAGCCGAGUUCAAUUCACGCUCGUGGGCCCAGCGACAUUUGGCGAAAAGUUCAACCGGUCCUGGGCCUCCCCUAGGUCGACUCAGCCUCAAAGGAGAAUCCUGGAGGAAUCCGAUGAGCUAUAAAGCUCUUUUUCACCGACGUUCACUAGGGGCGGGUCACAAAGUUACAUACAUACGUGCGUAAGCCGGGCACUUUAACAUUUCCGCUGCUGAACAUACAUGAAUGUGCUUUGUUAUCGCGAGAACACCAAUAACAAUUGCCAUCAUCAUCGUCGUCGUCGUUAUGGCUGUCGCUAAUCGAGAACGUUGCGCGCGUGCUCGUGUGCUCCGCCAGUUCUUCCUGUGCUCCGUCUACGUGCCCAUGUGCACCGAGAAGGUGGACAUCCCCAUCGGACCGUGCGGCAGCAUGUGCCUGGGCGUGAAGACGCGCUGCGAGCCCGUGCUCAACGAGUUCGGCUUCUCGUGGCCCGACAGCCUCAACUGCAGCCGCUUCCCGCCGCAGAACGACCACAACCACAUGUGCAUGGAGGGCCCCGGCGAGCAGGAGGACGGUGGCGGCGACGGCGUCGGCAAAGCGGACGACGGGCGGAAGAAGUUGACGUCGCUCGUCGGCGUCGGCGGCGGCGCCGGCGGAGACGAGCCGGAUGCUCGGCACGACGACGCCGACGGCGGCGGCGCCGUCGUAGUGGCGCCGAGUCCCGAGUGCCGGGACAUGGGCCCCAACUGGGAGCAGUACGUGUGGGUUCGUCGCGCCGGGCGCUGCGCCCUGCGCUGCGGCUACGACAAGGGCCUCUACGGCCGCCCAACCAAGGAGUUCACUGACCGCUGGAUGGCCGUGUGGGCCGGCCUCUGCUUCGUGUCGACCGCCUUUACCGUGCUCACGUUCAUGAUCGACUCGUCGCGCUUCUCGUACCCGGAGCGGCCCAUCAUCUUCCUCAGCUGGUGCUACAACGUCUACAGCGUGGCCUACGUGGUGCGCCUGGCCGUCGGCCGCGAGCAGCUCGCCUGCGACCUGGAGGACGCGGCGCCGGAGCCGUUCCUCAUCCAGGAGGGCCUCAAGAACACGGGCUGCGCCAUCGUCUUCCUCUUCCUCUACUUCUUCGGCAUGGCGAGCUCCAUCUGGUGGGUGGUGCUCACGCUCACGUGGUUCCUGUCGGCGGGCCUCAAGUGGGGCCACGAGGCCAUCGAGCGGCACAGCUCGUACUUCCACAUCGCCGCGUGGGCCGUGCCGGCGCUCAAGACCAUCGUCAUCCUCAUCAUGCGCCAGGUGGACGCCGACGAGCUCACGGGCCUCUGCUACGUGGGCAACCAGAGCCUGGAUGCGCUCACGGGCUUCGUGGUGGCGCCCCUCUUCACCUACCUCGUCGUGGGCACGCUCUUCAUCGCCGCGGGCCUCGUGGCGCUCUUCCGCAUCCGCUCGAACCUGCAGAAGGGCGGCGCCAAGACGGACAAGCUGGAGAGGCUCAUGGUGAAGAUCGGCGUCUUCUCGGUGCUCUACACCGUGCCGGCGACGUGCGUCAUCGCCUGCUACUUCUACCAGAUCUCCAACUGGGACCCGGCGAGGCGGGGCGCGCCCGGGGAGCCGAGCGCCGUCGCCGUCGAGAUGGUGCGCAUCUUCAUGUCGCUGCUCGUGGGCAUCACCUCGGGCAUGUGGAUCUGGUCGGCCAAGACGCUCGGCUCGUGGAGGAGGUGCUCCGGCAGGCUGGUGGGGGGCGCCCGCACCAAGAAGGACGCCAGGGGCUGCGUCGUCGUGGCGGCCGCGGCCGCGGCGUCCGGCGCCGUCGGGUGGCUCAAGCCGGGACAGGGGAACGAGACCGCCGUGUGACGUCGGGGGGACCGCUAGCGCCGCCGCCCCUGCUCUGCACCGUUAGCGCCGGAGGUUUGAAGAGUGCCGAGGGUGGCCGGCGUGGCUCUCGGCGUGUUUGCCGCGGCUGCCGGGAGCCUAUCAAAUGAAACUUUUAAACUGUUUUUUUAUUUUACCACUGAGUGAUGUAGCUCUUUUUCAGAAGCGACUUUGCCAAAAAUGAAGUGACUUGUCGCGGCCGAAUACUCUCAACGUGUGACGCUGGUUCUAAAUGUGGAGGGAAAAACUGGAAGACCCGUGGAAAAAUCCACGCGACCACGGGGAGAGAGAGACACGCAACCUCCAGAUACACAACAGCAGGCGUCGGAGUCGUGAUCGAUCCCACGACCUCCUGCAUAGCAGGCGAAGUAGUUAACAUCUCAGAUCCACUGUGGCGGCGUUUUGCUUCGUUGCAGUCGAGGGGAACAACGUUUCACGUUGGUGCGUCGCAUCAACAACAACAAUCAACAACAAAGCAACAUCUUCCCAGGACGUGCGUGCGUUUUUUUUUUACUUUACUCCUACAGAUAAAGUUUGACGUGAUGAAGAGCGAGCGUGCCGUGCUCGUGCUGGCCCGCCGGAGCCGGCGCCACGGCCGUCGUCGUCGUCGUUGGGACGUUAACGGGGGGGGGGGGGGGGAGGCCUCGCUGAAACAAACGGAACCCGACCGAGUAUUCCGCCACGGUGGCGUUCUUCGUUGCAAGGCCCGUGGGCCACCGGCGACGUGUGCGCCCCACCCCCCCACCCUCGAACACACCAUCACCAUCAUCAUCACCGUGCUGCUGUCAACCCCCCCCCCCCCCUGCUGCCCCGCAAUGGGUUAAAUCUGAGGCGAUCCUCUUCACCCUGAUGACGUCUUAUCAGCCAAAGUGCCAAACCCCCCCAAACUGCGCGACCCUCUCUCCCGUAGAGGAGUCGUCCAACGAACUUUCUCCCGCAGGAAUGAACUCGGUUUUGACGCGUUGUUCUUUAUUCUAUGACGAAUACGGAGCAGCCUGGCCGACGUGGCUGGCGCAGCGUGCGUUUCGUGAUUUUAGUUUUUUUACGUCGCUGGACAAAAAAAGAUUAUAUGUGAAAAAAAUAAAAAAUUGACAAAAGAUCGAAAGUGAUCGAAAGUGACCACGAGGAUCGAACCCCCGGGGGCCGCGGAUCGCCGCCGCCGCCGCGGUGUUGUGGAGAUCACCUCCCCGUGAGGACGUUGGAACAAAAAUCACGCGAGCCCCCUCCCGCCCGGUUAUCGACGGCAGUGGCGGCAAAUCCCUUCGCGUGGCUGCGACGCCCACCGCCCGCAGCACCAGCGAGCGCCUUCGCGUCAACACCGCGGCACUUCCCUGCGGGCCGAGACUCUGCAGGGCCGUAGUAUCAAGAGCGUCGGCUUUGGGAUUGACCAUGGUUGCUGAUGAUGGUGAUGGUCAUGAUGAUGAUGAUGGUGGUGGUGAGAUUUUUUGCGUGUGUUUAGUUUGUUGUCCUUGACAGCGCUCCCCCACCCACGCACCUCCGAUUAGCACGGUUGGCUAUGUACGGCGCGAAAGAAAUUCCAACACACUUACAUAACGUUACACAAAAACACACAACAGUGCCUUAGCCUGAGUCUUCCCAUUUGUCUCUGUGCCUUAUCGGAAGUUCCUUGACCGCCACCAUCCCCACCCUUCUCUGCCCUCCUUUGCCCUUCAUCUCGAAUUCAAUCGGCUCAAGCCUCCCCUGAACCACGUGACUCCUGCUUGGCCACCCCCACUCUGAAUCCCUCCCCUCUCCACGGCUAGCGACGCCCACUAUGAAAACAGACGCCGCUCCUCCGUGCAGCUCACUCCCAGCCUUGCUCCCUUCCUUCUCUCUUCCCCCCCACCUCCCUCUAUUCCCUCCCUUCUCAUCAUCAUCAUCCCUGACAUCUACAUUACAUCCGCGACUCUAUUCUCCUUCCCGCGGUGUGCCACAGGUACACAGUUUCACUUUCACAAGUGACCCCUCACUUCAUGCUCCUUCAACAACCCCCAAUCCUCAUUCCUUUCCUCCCAUUACCUUGCCUUGCGUCCUCCCUUUCUUUCUGUUCUCAUUCAUCGACCCGGACGCUCAUAAGAUGUCUUCAAUCCACCCCUUUUCUUUCGUUCACUAGCGUUCCUCCGCCGUCGAUGCCAUUAGACAUUUUUUUUCUCUCCAUUAGUCCUCUCCUCUGGGGCUAUUGCUCUCUGAUUCUUCCUCCUGGUCCACAUCUCAAAUGAUAUUGGUCGCGAUACAUAGAGAGCUUCAAAACUAAAAGUGCCUUACCCAGAAUACACCCACCGACCGACCGACCGACGUGCCUAAAGCCAGCGUAGUGCCUAUAUAAGGUGACAUUAUAUACACCUAUGUAUGUGGAACUUGUUUCCGCACGCUACCUAGCAAACCGUGCUCAUUGGAGGUGCGGCCGAAGGACAACAGACGAAACAUGAAAAGCAGUUUUGAAGAAAUGUGUUUUCAAUCGGGAUUUAAACGUGCCAUAGCUCCCAGCGAGUUCCUAAUAGCGGAAGGGAAGAGCGGUCCAGACGGCCGCAGAAGCGCAUCUGGUAAAGCGCUGCGAUGGUGACGAUGAUGCGGUGACCACCGCCUUUGUUUGACGGCCACCCAAAAGCCACCACCGCUCCUGCUGCUGCUGCUGCGAGGAUGGCCGGAGUUCACGCGAUGAUGGUUUAUACCUCCUGUGGUUUGAACCCGAUGGUUUUCAUCUUUGUGCGAUUUUUUUUCACGUUGGCUUUAGACACAAGGAGACCGUGUGUUUCGUAAUCAAAGAACAGAUGUGAUGACAAUGUUUUGUUGCCAUCGUUGUCAAUGACAGACGAUGUUGUUUUUGUUGGAUUAGAUCGCGUAAAUAUAAAUGUGUCGUCGUUAAACCCACCACCACCCGACGCAGCCAAUCAGCGAGGUCUGUCACUUUGAUAAAACGUGUCAAUUCGUUACUAGUUCAGCACACACCGGUUGCGUUGUGGAGAGUAAACCCGCAACAACAUUUAAAAGCCGAGUACUGUGACGUUUCACCGGUAAUUACACCUCAUCAAGAGGCUGGAUGUAAUUUCCAGCGAAACGUUGUAUUAAAAAAUUCAUCUUCUUGGUUAUUUUGGUAAAGUCACGUAGAAGGGAAAUGAUAAAAUAAUAAAAAUAAAACAUAAUAAAAUACAAUUCUCACGACGUUUCGGCCACAACGCAAGCAGCCGUCCUCAGGUGAAGAACAGGUCUGUCGGAAAGACAGCGUCUGAAUGAACACCACCAAGCUUGGCAGCGUAUAUUUAAGCUGCUGGGUUGGAGGAGGAAGGGCGCCUUGACAAAUUGCAUUUUAUGAUGUUUUAUUUGUAUUAUUUCCCUUCUACGUGACUUUACCGAAAGAACCAAGAAUAUGAAUCCCCGCAGUCACAAAAGCUUUAAAUCGAAAUCUAUUAUCGGUGUGGGUUAUUCACAGUUAAUCAACACACAAUAAUGCGCCACUGAUUAACUUCCAUCGUCGAAAUCGGUAAAAUGAACCACCGGCCGUCACGUGUGCACUACUUCGCGAUCCAAGCAUGCGUCCCAACGUCUUUCGUCUCAAGCCAGAGCGAGGGAGUCCCUGUUUGCGAAGAGUGACCUGGGUCAAAUAACAAAGUGGUAAAAAAAGCCCAACAACCAAAGUGAAGUUCGCCAUCGAAGCAGAUCGCAAUCGGCGCCGCAGAACGGCAGAGCCACGCGAGACUUUGAAAGCGAAUCAACGCCGCGUAGUAAACUGAUCACGGGACGAUUACACGAAUAAAGGAACUUGACCUAUAUAUUUUUAUUUUGCAAAGUAAGAUCCCACUGAGCUGUUCAGCUCUUUUUUCAGAAGCGCCCUGGCGGUCACAAAUGAUGGCAGAACUCACUGGCUUAUCAUCACGUGGACAUUGAUAGCAGCCAAACGCUCUAAAACGCGUGACGUUGAUGCUAAAAUGCGGAGGGAAAAACCAGAGGACCAGGAGAAAAAAUCCACGCGAGCGCGGUGAGAGAAAGAGAGAGAGAGAGAGGCACGCAAACUCCCAAGUACACAGCAGGCGUCAGGGCCGGGAUCGAACCCACGACAUCCUGCACACUAGACGAGGUGGUUAACAUCUCCCAGCCACCGUGAUGCAAUGUUCACCUUAGACACGUGUUAGGUGGUGACCGCUGUUCUCGCGGAUGGCGGUAGCAGCGUGGUUCAGGAGUUCGAUGCUCAUGUCGACGACUGCUGCUGGCCACGAGGGAAGGGGCUUCAGGAUAGAGAGAUCGAGAGAGUUUGUGCCAUGUAGGUGUUCCUACACGGUGUUUGGAGCGUAGACCACGGUGUGUUUAACCGUCGCGCCGAUCGUCCAAAGCGAUGGUGGGCGACGCCACGGCAGACAGCCACGCGCAGGAGGCCACUGGGCGCGCAAUCGAUCGCGUUUGGAACGCUAAGGGGACGAAAACAACAAUAACAACAACAACGCGUUUUGUGAAUAGUCGGCUGGCUGUCUCCCGGCUUCAUGGAAAUCAUGAAAUAUAUAUUAAUUUAUCUGAAUGUUUAUUGUGUAAAAGAAAAGAGAAACAAACGAACCCCGAAACAAACGUACGAGCAGGCAAACGAGCGUCACACAUUGUUCAUAUUGUACAGAUUAAGUUGUUGUUGUUGUCAUUUGCUGUUGUUGUUGUUGUUGUUGUGACUGUUGCCACUCAUCGUGCGUCGAGGUUUCUGCGGCCGUGCGCGCGCCGUGUUGCUGUGAGGUCCGACGUUUCGCCCACCCCCCCUUCCCCCCACGUAGCUGGGAGCUGCUUUUGUUGUCGUUGUUUUGGGUUUUUAAGGAACUGCUGCAGACGACGUGCGACGCGAAACGUCGGGCAAUGUUGCAAUGUUGUCCGACGACGACGACAACAAAAAUAAAGGGACUCCCUCACUGUCCCGAACGCACGUCGGAGAAGGCGAACUCCCUCGGUCAUCAUUUUAUUUUUAUUUUGUGUCAUCGUCGGAGCGAUGAGAAUCUUUGCCCGACCAUCUAUGCUCGUCCGCUUCGUAACUUUGUGGGAGGGGGGGAGGGUUGG